Molecule: messenger RNA, 342 nt
Organism: Daucus carota subsp. sativus
Lineage: Eukaryota; Viridiplantae; Streptophyta; Magnoliopsida; Apiales; Apiaceae
Product: nascent polypeptide-associated complex subunit alpha-like protein
Exons: 2
Coding region: 1-342 (113 amino acids)
Biological process (GO): protein targeting to membrane
Cellular component (GO): cytoplasm; nascent polypeptide-associated complex
Source: RefSeq, a predicted model, not a curated record
AUGGUUGAGAUCCUAUUUGUCAUCUCGAAGCCAGAUGUUUUCAAGAGUCCCCAUUCAGACACAUAUGUCAUGUUUGAGGAAGCAAAGAUUGAAGAUUUGAGUUCACAACUGCAGACUCAGGCAGCAGAGCAAUUCAAAGUGCCUAAUCUUAGUCAUGUAAUGCCAAAGCCAGAACCUUCAGUAACUGCUCAGGAGGAGGAAGAUGUAAAUGAAACUGGUGUGGAACCAAAAGACAUAGAGUUAGUGAUGACUCAAGCCGGGGUGUUAAGACCAAAGGCUGUGAAAGCUCUUAAAGCUGCUAAUGGGGAUAUUGUCUCUGCCAUUAUGGAACUUACAAACUAG